AUGACUGCACUCCAAAUCUCGAGCAUCAUCGCGGCGCGCGUUGCCGGCGCCGGGCGGUCCUGCGGGUGCGUCGCAUUGUGCACGAGCCCGUUGAAGUCGAGGCGGGCGAGGGCGGUGACGGACCCGGUCGGCGACCCGCUCUACGUGCUCUGCCUCGGUGCGCCGACCAACGUCGCCAAUGCCCUGUUGAUUGCUCCCGAGAUCGCGGCCAACAUCGUGGUGGUGUGGGACGCGAGCUCGAGCCUCACGGACGGGCGAGUGGUCCUGGGCGGCCUCAACCUCAACUCGGAUUUGGUCGCGACCCGGGGCGAGGGUCCCGUGUCGGAUGCCCUCUGGGAGCGCUACGCGACCAACCCAGAUUACUUCUCCUUUGGGACCUCCAAGUGGAACCAGCCCGGCACCACCCGCAUGAUGUGGGACACCUUCCUCCGUGAUCCAGCCGUUCGUGCAGGGGCAGACGUUUGGGGCACCUACCCCGGCGACCCAGCGGGGCACCUGGGAGAGUACACGUGCGAACAACUCUCCGAGGACGGGAGGACCUGCGACGACGCCCUCUUCUUGACCGCCGGCGAGCGCGUGCCCACGCAUGCGCCGACGCCCGGCGCGGGCGGAAGGGCCGACGCGGGUGCGUGGGCACUUGGCGAGACUGGCGCGGGCCGGUCGGUGGUUGAGAUGACCUACCAGGGUGGGCUCGCGAGCCGGUCCAACCCGAACCGCGACCUGCUGGUUAAGCUGAACCUGGCUGGCUUGGGAUUUUUGCGGGUCAGCUCGACAAAUCAAUCUGGAGCUGUGUCGCCGGCGCGCGGCGGCCUGCCUCCGGAGGUUGGCGCGGAGAAGCUGCUGAGCGCGCUGGACCUGCUGCUGAACGGUGGCCAUGUCGGGCGCGCUGGCGACAACAUCCGCCGCGUCGGCGACUUGAUUUGA
Molecule: messenger RNA, 924 nt
Organism: Emiliania huxleyi CCMP1516
Lineage: Eukaryota; Haptophyta; Isochrysidales; Noelaerhabdaceae
Exons: 10
Coding region: 1-924 (307 amino acids)
Source: RefSeq, a predicted model, not a curated record